Columba livia (rock pigeon) is the source of this 2414-nucleotide messenger RNA. RefSeq names its product zinc finger protein 706 (gene ZNF706). Lineage: Eukaryota; Metazoa; Chordata; Aves; Columbiformes; Columbidae. The coding region runs from base 164 to 394 and encodes 76 amino acids. The record is from RefSeq and is a predicted model, not a curated record. The transcript has 4 exons.
GGGCUGGGCCGCGCGGGCGCCGAGGCGGGGCUGCGCAUGCGCAGUGCCGGCGUCCCGUCCUGCUGCUCCUUCUCUCCUCUCGGGCAGGCGGCGGCGGCUGCUGCGGGGCCGCGCGGAGCCUUCCACCCGCUCGCAGGGCCCAGCCCGGACUCCCGGCCCGGAUAUGGCUCGUGGACAGCAGAAGAUUCAGUCACAGCAGAAAAAUGCCAAAAAGCAAGCUGAGCAAAAGAAGAAACAAGGGCAUGAUCAGAAGGCUGCAGCCAAGGCUGCCUUGAUAUAUACCUGCACUGUCUGUAGGACGCAAAUGCCGGAUCCCAAGACCUUCAAACAGCACUUUGAAAGCAAGCAUCCUAAGACUCCACUUCCUCCAGAAUUGGCUGAUGUUCAGGCGUAAAGUUGUCUACAGGUGAAAUCGUGGCACCUAUUGACUCUUCUACUGUCAGACCUUACAUAACAAACCUGCAGCUGCUUUUCUAAAACUGUUGAUCAGCAAAAAUGAAGGGGCUACAGAAACAUUCAUAUUUUUAUGCUGUUCCCUCUUGGGCUUCAUGCAGAGACAAUUCUGUGUAAAUGUACAGUUGUGCCCUAUUUGGAAAUCCUGAAAAAUCAGUCCAUACUUGUUAUAAAAAAUUUUUUACAAUUGUAAUUAUAUUGAUGUUCAUAUUGUGUAAAAUAACUCAUUUAAUAAAGUAGUACUUUGAUUUUACAAUAUCACAGAUUAAAUCCUUGUAGAAGUUCUGUUUCAACUUUCUGCAUUAUCUGCCUUACAAGAUAAUAAAAAAAGACAAAGUGGAAUUUUCCCCAUCCUGCCAAAACAUGAGCAGUAUCAUUCCACUGAAAGUAAUGUACAUUACAGUAAAUUAAUCUUAAGUGAAGAGGGAAGCAGCUCAGGAUUACUCUUCAGUGUGCUGUCUGCUCAAGCCCAGUCACUAGUAGUUAAGUUUCUGGCUUGAGGCGCAGCAGAUUCCCUAGAAGCUGCAUGAAAAUUGUGAGACUUCUACAUUUUUGUCCUGUGUAUUGGAGUCUAAUACUGUGAGCCAUUUUGAAUGGGAUUCCUUUACUGUGAGGGAUGAUGUUUCUUGAAGUCCUGCACUGGAGAGAUUCAUUUUAGCCUUUAUAUUGGGUAAAUGGCUGAGGAAGCUGAGAAGUGGCAGGAUUAAAUGCUGGCUAGAAAAAUGGUCUCAAAUAUUAGGUUAAAGCAACUCUGCUCUUAGUUGAAAAAUUGAUUUGGAAAGAUUUUUUUGAUGAUAUUUUGAGCAGUUGACCACACAUGUCCCUCCUCAAAUGCAUCUGGUUAUUUCAGUAGCAACUCUUUAAGAAAUAGGCAGAAUAUCCAGCCACUAAUAACCUUUCUUCACAACCAGCCUAAAAUAAGCCUGUUGGAAAAGAGCCAAAGUAACUAAAAUAAUACGGCUACUUUAGAAAUCGGAUGUGAUUAAAGUUUCAUUCAUGCAAUUAAAAAAAAAAAAGCUGGAUAAUAACUCUUUGGCCAAGAACAUUUGAGCAGCUAAAUGUAAUUACCCUUAAAAGUGUUCUGGGCUCAGUUCUAACUCCUGAUAUGCAGCACAGAAGUAGUGGAGAGACAUCCGAAUUGUGCUAAAAGGUCUGCUAUCCAAAAUCACAUCUUUGGCAUUUGGAGGGAGCUUAUUUAAGAGCUUUAGUUUUGACCUUGCAGUAAGAAGCAAUACUAUAAUUGCUGUGAUUUACUGAGGUUACAACGGAUGUAAAAACUCUGGCAGGCAAAGUAACCAUUGCUACGCAGCAGGACUGUAUAUCUGACCUUCAAAUGGCUUCCUAAAAUCUAGGACCAUAGUCUCAAAGACUCAUUCACUUAAAAGAAUGCACUUGGUAUUUUAUUAUAUAAAGUCAAAGCCUUUGUCUUUGUCCACUCAUUUGCUCUUUAUUGAACUACUUCUGUGAGAUUAGCUUCCUGUCCUCUUUGCUGUGACAGUUACCUCUGUACAUACUUUGGCAUAGACUUUCUCUGUAUUAUAGUCACUCCAGGAUAACCUGUGUACCACUUAACUUUUAUAGACAAUGUUGUUCCCUGAGAGUAAUCCACUACUGCACUUGUACACCUGACAUCAGAAUGUAAUGCUUCAUUUGUUUUUCUUUAAUGUUAUCAAUACAUAUUUCCUGACAAACUAGCUUCUGCAAGGCAAGAAAUCUGCUCUCGACUUGUGUGCUGUGUGGCGGAGAGAUACGUUAAUGUUCUGAUGCCAUAGUUUGUCUAAAAAUAGGUUGAGUGCAAAUGGAUAAAGAUGUUAGUUGCACUGAUUAGUAAUUGGUAAUCUGGCUUUACUUUGGAAAAUGUUCUGGGAUGUAUCCCUGUAGCUUGGUCUUGAAGGGAAGUAUAUGUUCUAUUCCUUCAAUUCAGAUUGUGUAGCAUUAAAUAAAAAUAUUUUGUUUCAUAA